Molecule: messenger RNA, 2731 nt
Organism: Portunus trituberculatus (swimming crab)
Lineage: Eukaryota; Metazoa; Arthropoda; Malacostraca; Decapoda; Portunidae
Product: sodium- and chloride-dependent glycine transporter 1-like
Exons: 14
Coding region: 204-2192 (662 amino acids)
Biological process (GO): sodium ion transmembrane transport
Cellular component (GO): membrane
Source: RefSeq, a predicted model, not a curated record
GGAAGGAUGUGUAAACGUUAGCUGCUCUCCCUCAAACCCAGUUGAGACGAGGCGGCGGAGCAGAAGGUUGUCACAGUCUGCCGCCACACCUUCCCUCGCACACGUUUCUUGUAGUGGAUGUCCUUGCACUCUCUCAAGCAUCGGCUGACUCAGGAGGUUCUGUGCAGGAAUCAGCUGGGAAUACUUCACUUGUGCCGCGGAAAAUGCCGAGGAAGGAUGUGUCGCUGGAGUCUAAUGCUACGGAGAUCAGGAUCACAGUGAACCGUGCAGAUGACGAGAAGAGCAUCAGCAUCACAGGCGCAGAGGAACGCGGAGUCUGGGGCAAUAAGAUUGAGUUUGUGCUAUCUUGCCUCUCGUUUGCCGUAGGCCUGGGCAACAUAUGGCGCUUUCCUUACCUCUGCUACCGCAAUGGGGGAGGCGCGUUCCUUAUUCCUUACGCCAUCAUGUUGCUGGUGACUGGCUUGCCGUUGUUCUUCUUUGAGCUCAGCUUAGGCCAGUUCGGCAGGGAAGGCCCCAUCACCAUAUGGAAGGUGGUGCCACUCUUCCAGGGUGUUGGUGUGGGAAUGUUCAUGAUUGCCUUCUUCAUCGCCCUCUACUACAAUGUCAUCAUCGCAUGGGCUUUCUUCUACCUCUUCUCCUCCUUCACGGCUGAACUGCCAUGGCAGUCUUGUGACCAUUGGUGGAACACUGACGCUUGCAAGAGGUUCGACACCAAGAAUUGCACCACCCACAAGGGCAUCAUGUCAUCCAAUGGCACCUGCUUCUUCAGGGACGAGGUGAAUCAGACUGAGUGGGACAGACUAAAUCAGACGGCGCAAGAAAUGAAGCUGCCCGCCGACGAGUUCUUCCAUAACUUCAUGCUCGGGAUCUCUCAGGGCUUCCACGACGACGACGGACACACCCUCCAGUGGCACCUAUCGCUCUGCCUCGUGCUGUCCUGGGUGGUGGUCUUCUUCGGGCUCUUCAAAGGUGUAACCAGCAUGGGAAAGGCUGUUUACUUCACCGCUCUCUUCCCCUACACCGUUCUCAUUAUUCUCUUCGCUCGAGCAGUCACCCUCCCUGGUUACGUCGACGGCAUCACAUUUUAUAUAACCCCGCAGUGGGACAAGCUGCUCAAGGCGAGGGUGUGGGGCGACGCUGCCAUGCAAAUCUUCUUCUCCUUGGGGCCUUGCUGGGGCGGCCUCAUUACUCUUGCCUCUUACAACAAGUUUAACAACAAUUGUCUCAGGGAUGCCAUUUUCAUCUGUGUCGCCAACUGCUGCACCAGCUUCUUCUCAGGUUUUGUUAUAUUUGGUAUCGUGGGUUUCAUGGCUCACUCUAUGGGCGUCCCUGUGGCGGAUGUGGCGGCGCAGGGAGCGGGAUUGGCCUUCGUUGCAUACCCAGAGGCCGUGGCUCGCUUGCCGCUCUCGCCCCUGUGGUCCAUCCUCUUCUUCGUCAUGCUGCUCACCCUUGGCCUCGGCUCCCAGUUCACCAUCGUGCAGACUGUGAUCACUUGUCUCGUGGAUUUCCUCGGCAUUCGCAGGCAUUACAAGAAGACAUGCACAGUGGUUUGCAUGGUGGGUUGCGCCAUCGGCCUCAUCAUGUGCACGAGACAUGGCAUGUAUAUCCUGCAGCUUCUCGACAACUACUCUGGCACCUACUCGGCCCUCAUGAUCGGUUGUAUUGAGUUGAUCGCCUUGUGUUGGGUGUACGGCGUGGACAACUUCAUGGAAGACAUUAAAAUGAUGUUGGGGAAAACACCCUUCCCUUACUACUACUGGAAGAUCGUGUGGCAGUUCAUCACCCCGUUGAGUGUGUUCAUAAUCCUCAUUUUCACCUUCCUCGAUUACUCCCCAACCGAGUAUGGCCCUUAUAAGUUCCCAGUGUGGGCAGACGUGUUGGGCUGGCUCAUCUCCUUCUCCUGCGUGCUUGUGGUGCCUAUACGAGCCUGCUGGCUCAUGGCAGGCAAGAGUGGUCCCCUGUGGGCGAGAGUACAGCAACUGUGUCGGCCUGACGCUGAUUGGGGACCAGCGCGCAGACGAACAGACGACUCCGUGCUCAACUACAUCGACUCCAAGACACCCCUCGCUAACGAUGAUGAACAGCACGAGAUGGACCGCGAGUCGCCCUACCUCACGCGAGUGUCUGAGGAGUGGGAGGACGAGGAGGACGACGGGCUGCAGAUGAAGGUUCCUUCCAACGCUAAAAUCUAAACUUCCUCAUAUAUUUUUCAUCGGUGAUCACCGUCGCCCAAACAGUUCCUUGAAGUAUUUUGCCCCUGCUGUCUCAGAUUACCUGGAGGAGUUGCCCUAGUGUGAUAGCGACCAAAGAAAUCAACAUUAGACUUAUGGUAGUUCAUGAAGCAAUGAAGCAGUAUUCGGAUGUUUUUUGCAGGAGGCCAAUUUCCUUGAACAAGUAUGCUGGCUGCUCAGAACUACAUCUGCAGACCUGUAUUUGCCUACCAUGCUUCACUGCGUUGGAGUUUGCAUGACGCUGUAGCAAGAAUUGAAAAAUGACCCGGUAAUAUAUCACUUCAUCAUGACGAACACCAAAGCCAUAGGAGGUGGCCGUGUCCAAUUCCCUUUACCUACUGGAAUCUGACAAGACUUGUUUUGGCUCCACUUGGACACCACCUGCAGGUUCUCCAACUUAAUCUACUCGUAACCUAUACCAAAUCUCACAAGUACUACUGCUGCUGCUGCUACUACUGCUAUUUCUACAACAGCAACAACAACAACAACAACAACAACAA